Varroa destructor (honeybee mite) is the source of this 3398-nucleotide messenger RNA. It is a transcript of the gene JMJD6, whose product is annotated as Bifunctional arginine demethylase and lysyl-hydroxylase PSR. The record is from RefSeq and is a predicted model, not a curated record. Gene Ontology annotation, molecular function: P-TEFb complex binding; histone H4R3 demethylase activity. Gene Ontology annotation, cellular component: cytoplasm; nucleus. Gene Ontology annotation, biological process: phagocytosis. NCBI's taxonomy places the organism in Eukaryota, Metazoa, Arthropoda, Arachnida, Mesostigmata, Varroidae.
UCACAAUUUUUUCAACGUUUCCAAUGAUUUUGUCGACAAAGCGCCGCUCCAAUUUUCGUCUGCUACAAUGGUCGGAUAUAAAUAAACAGAUUUAUCGGUCAGAUUGUAGAACAGAGGACAAUAUAAGAAGGUAACACAGCGUUAAAGUAAGCCAACGAAUGAGUGAGUGAACGGCUGAAAACGCAACAAUAGAACGCAAUACUCUUAAGGGUGCUCAGGAACAUCAACGAGUCGUUCUGAGGGUCAAGUAGAGGCGGGCAGCGUCUAAGUAGUGUCAUGGGGAGUGGCGCUGAGGUGAGUUUUUUGCCGUGCUGAGCAACGAAGUUUUUCGUUAAUCGUGGUCGAGUGAACGGAAAGCAGUAUGGAAUGGUUUUUGUGACAGUUGUGAUAGUAAAUACGUGCAGUGACAUGACGUAGUGGUGGUUAAGAGUGACAAGAUUGAAGAAAUCAGAUAGUAAAACCUACACGAAAAAAAUGGACUCGGACUCUGACCGGCUAUCACGACGGGGUCAAAAACGCAUCGUCGAGGUAAAGCUCAAGGCCCGACCAGAGUUAGCCGCGCGAAAUGGGGAGACAGAAGAUUUAUGGGAAAAAUUGGGAUACGCGCGUAAAUCUGAACUGGUUGAUCCGAAAUCAGUAAAAGACAACGUGUCACGUAUUCACGUUAAACACUAUACACCUGAUAGAUUUAUCGAAGAGUAUGAAAAGCCCUACAAGCCUGUCGUGAUCCAGGGAUGCACAGACGACUGGAAGGCUUCAUACAAAUGGACUGAGCAACGCGUGGAUCGGAAAUAUCGAAAUCAGAAGUUUAAAUGCGGGGAAGACAACGAUGGCUACAGCGUCAAGAUGAAGAUGAAGUAUUUCGUACACUACAUGAAUAACAAUGCCGAUGACAGUCCACUGUACAUAUUCGACGGCAAUUUUGGUGAGCACCCACGCAAGAAAAAGCUUCUCGAAGACUACGAAGUCCCUAUCUACUUUCGAGAUGAUUUAUUCCAGUAUGCCUCGGAAAAGAGUCGGCCACCUUUUCGUUGGUUUGUUAUGGGUUCGGCACGUUCAGGAACGGGUAUUCACAUUGACCCGUUGGGCACCUCAGCGUGGAACUCACUUAUUGUUGGUCAUAAACGUUGGUGCCUUUUCCCAACUGACACACCUCGCGAGCUGAUCAAGCUUCGACCCGGGGAAGGCGGCAAACAGAACGACGAAGCUGUAGCUUGGUUCGAUAUCAUCUAUCCGAAGACACAGUCAAGCGAAUGGCCCGAACAAUUCCGGCCGCUAGAGAUUCUUCAGGGUCCUGGCGAGACAGUGUUUGUUCCGGGAGGAUGGUGGCAUGUCGUGCUCAAUAUUGACACCACGAUUGCGGUAACGCAAAACUUCUGCUCGGUCACAAACUUUCCAAUUGUUUGGCACAAAACUGUGCGAGGUCGACCGAAGCUUAGCAAGAAAUGGCUAGCUGAGUUGCGGAUCAGGAAGCCGGAGCUCGCUGCAAUAGCGGACCAGAUAAACGUGAACGAGGACUGCGGAGUCGCUUCGGAUUCAUCGGGAGGCGAUAGUUCGUCGAGUAGUUCGGAUGAUGAUAGCUGCUGCAGCAGCUGUGAAUCUGAUUCGGGCAAAGAAUCGCUGGCAGAAAAGAAAAAGAAGAAGCGAAGACGAAGCUGUGACGAAUGCGCUGAUGAGGGUGCGCAGGCUGGGACCGGCGAUAAGCACGUCCUAAGCAGCGACAGCAACGAACGAAAAAUAAUGCGGACAGGAAACCCUGAUGAGGCUGAUAAUGAUGUUACGUAUAGACAACAGCCUGUCACAGCAGCGAACGUGUGAGCAAACCGGAAUGAGCAUGAAUACGCGACGAGACUACGUGACUACUGAUAACAGCAGUAGAAAAAGCAGAAGCGGCAACGUCUCGUGGGCGCUAAAAAGAAAGCAUUGAUCUCGAUUUUGAUUAAUUGAGUGAGGUGCGUACGAGAUCUUUUUCGUAUAGGGCUGAUAAUUAUUUGUGACGAACGACCUUCGAUGACGAUCAUUAUGAUGAUAACGAAAGAUGUUGAAUUGAAACGAUGUUGCAAUUAACUCAUAUUAAGGUAUAUAUAUAUAUAUAUAUAUAUAUAUAUAUAUAUUAUAUAAGCAAGUGGAUAUAUAUAUAUAUAUAUUAUAUAAGCAAGUGGAGAGAGAGAGUUAUAUAGAAAAGAUUAAUGUAGCAUUAGGAUGAUGAUGACGACAACCUUUGAAUAUAGAGUAUAAAUAUAGGUUUGAAUGAAUCUAGUAGAAUUAAGGAAGACGCCGUCGUCUUGCAUCUGUUGUAUACAACUAGAACGUACCAUGCUGCACCGUUUCUUUUGAAACGAUGUUGUUUAGAAAUCUAGUCCAGCUGGCGGUAAGAAAAUACCACGACAUCGGGGAAGACUAAAUAGGCUGGACAAAUGAUGUUUGCCCGUGUUCAAAUUAGCCCCAUUUAGGAUGUAUAUGGGAAGAGAGAGAAAGAAACUUUUGUCACACAAUACAUCUAUAAACGAAACACACAAACAAUAAGACGUUAACGGGUAACAAAUAAGUGCAUUCAUGCAUUCAUAAUAUGGAAAGCACAUAAGCAGAAAUGAGUUUAGGUUCGUUAAUAUUAAUCACACGUCUUGUUGAUUAACAACAGUGAGCUAUGCCGGUGAAGCAGCAGCAUCAAACAAGACAAACCAACGUCCAAAAAAUCGAAAUGAAUUACAUAAACUGAAGAAAGAACUCCCGGUAUUACAAUCAUUGUAUAGAAAAAAAUAUGCAGUUAUGAAUUAUUGAAAUGACGUAUCGGGUAACAGUAUGAUGUAUUUAUGGUGAAAACACAAGAAAAAAAAUAAAGGACAGAGCCACUCACAAUUGUUACUUGCAGUGAGGAUGAUGGCUGUAAAGGGACACAGUUAGAUUUGUAGGUGAAGCUUGAGAAACUUCUAUUUUCAUCAAGGCUAGAGCAAAAGAAAGGAAGCAGGAGACAGAGAUCAGGCAAAGAAAUGCCGUGACUAAAAUGCUGUGAUUUCAUCUCUUAUCAAGAAACCACACGAACCAUAACUAUUUAUUAUAAUAAUUAUUAGUAAUUGCUAUCAACCUAAUAAAAAGUAAAUGAACUUAUAUAAAUAAACCAAUAAAAUGUAAAUGUCUAAUUACGGCUAUUUUUUGGCGGCUAUUUUUUGGCAGAACUUAUUGCUAACAAGCAUAACGGAUAACCAGAGUAGCCAUAGAGAAACGAGGCUGAAUUUCCUUAGAAAUCCUUAGAAAGUUUUGCUGUUUUGUUUCCUCUAGAUUAAUAAGCUUCAUAUGUUGUAUGAAUUCUAGAACAUUUGAGAAUAUUUUAAGCUCUAGAAUCUUAGAACUGCUGGUGUCUGUCGCUGAAUCUUUGUGAAAUCCACACACGCGACUAG